Molecule: messenger RNA, 3818 nt
Organism: Oreochromis niloticus (Nile tilapia)
Lineage: Eukaryota; Metazoa; Chordata; Actinopteri; Cichliformes; Cichlidae
Gene: taok1b
Product: TAO kinase 1b
Exons: 21
Coding region: 763-3693 (976 amino acids)
Biological process (GO): protein phosphorylation; regulation of cytoskeleton organization
Cellular component (GO): cytoplasm
Molecular function (GO): ATP binding; protein serine/threonine kinase activity
Source: RefSeq, a predicted model, not a curated record
CAGGACAACCUCGGCGAGUCCACCCCCCCCCGCCCCCCACCUCCAAAACUGUCACACGUGUACUGUCGCUUCAGUUAAAGCUGGCUCUUGAGCCGCUCCGACUCCUGUUUGUUUCAUUAGCUCCUCGGUUCCUUCCCGGUGGAAGGGAGGUGAUUCUCUCCGCCGCCAUUUUUGGGGAACUGCUUAUUCGUAAAGAAACUUUGCUAGCUGCUGCCUAACGUUAGCAGCUAGCUGGUUGGCCAGUACCCUGCCUGCCUUCCCUGCAGCUCGUUGUGACAGUUUAAGCUUGGCAGUCAGUCGUUAUCCAGCUCAGCUCUUUGCUUCGCUUUCAUAUAAAUAUUUAUUAUUUUCACUUGCUGACGAAAAUCGGUUAGUGCUAAGGAGAAUAAUCGGGCUGGGCAGAAUGACCGUCUGUAUUUGGGUAGGGCAAUUAUGCGGUUAGAUUAGCGAAUUAGCAUUGCUAACUUAUCGGCUAGCGAAUUCCGCACUCUGAUUUGCCCGGAUUGCUUUGCCUGCCCGUGAUUUAGCCACAGACACCUUGCCCUGCUCUGUUCCCGAGUAACCGGAUUAAGCAGCCGUUCAUACCCCCACUUCAUCUCAACCUGUGUGGAUUCAUUUUUUUUUUCCUUGACAAGGCGCCCAUGUACUGGUUCCUUAGGGUCAUCGAUUGCCACAGAUGAAUCUUCAGCUGCUUUGCCAUAGCUCAGCAGCCAGAUAGUCCCAUCGCCUUUGCGUGGGUGAUAAGGGACUACAUUAACCAGGAUGCCCUCCUCCGUAAGGGCAGGGAGCCUCAAGGAUCCGGAGGUGGCUGAGCUUUUCUUCAAAGAAGAUCCAGAGAAGCUUUUCUCCGACCUCCGAGAGAUUGGCCAUGGCAGCUUUGGCGCCGUCUACUUUGCUCGGGAUGUGCGCACAAACGAGGUGGUGGCAAUUAAAAAGAUGUCCUACAGUGGCAAACAGUCUAAUGAGAAAUGGCAGGACAUCAUAAAGGAGGUGAAGUUCCUCCAAAGGAUCCGGCACCCCAACAGUAUAGAAUAUAAAGGAUGUUACCUCCGCGAGCACACAGCAUGGCUGGUGAUGGAGUACUGUCUUGGCUCGGCCUCUGACCUGCUAGAAGUUCAUAAAAAACCUUUACAAGAAGUUGAGAUUGCUGCCAUCACACAUGGUGCUCUGCAGGGGCUGGCCUACCUUCAUUCCCAUAAUAUGAUCCACAGGGAUGUGAAAGCUGGCAACAUCCUGCUGACUGAGCCUGGCCAAGUCAAACUGGCAGAUUUUGGCUCUGCCUCCAUUGCCUCACCUGCCAACUCUUUUGUGGGAACGCCAUAUUGGAUGGCCCCAGAGGUGAUUCUAGCUAUGGAUGAAGGCCAGUAUGAUGGAAAGGUGGACGUCUGGUCCUUAGGGAUUACCUGUAUAGAAUUAGCGGAGAGGAAGCCUCCCUUGUUUAACAUGAAUGCAAUGAGUGCCUUAUACCACAUAGCGCAGAAUGAGAGCCCCACACUGCAGUCCAGUGAAUGGUCAGAAGAUUUUAGAAACUUUAUCGAUUCUUGCCUUCAGAAAAUCCCCCAGGACCGACCGCACUCUGACGACAUGUUAGGUCACGAGUUUCUGCAACGUGAGCGUCCAGACUCUGUGCUGAUGGACCUCAUUCAGAGAACCAAGGAUGCCGUACGAGAGCUGGAUAACCUGCAGUACCGAAAGAUGAAGAAGAUCCUCCUUCAGGAGGCCCACAAUGGGCCCACUUCAGAAGCCCAGGAUGGAGACGAGGACCUGGAGCCUGGUGGAGGUCGGACAGGAACGGUGAACAGCGUUGGCAGUAAUCAGUCCAUCCCCAGCAUGUCUAUCAGCGCUAGCUCCCAGAGCAGCUCUGUCAACAGCCUGAAUGAAGCAGCUCAGGACAGCCGCAGUGAGCUGGACCUAAUGGAAGGAGAUCACACAGUCAUGUCCAACAGCUCCGUCAUACACCUCAAACCGGAGGAAGAAGAGAGUCUCUCUUUGGAACAAGCAGCCACCAGUGAGCCCACUGAGCCCCAGCCAACACCAGCUCAGGCCCCGAGGAAGCACUACCGCAACAGAGAGCACUUUGCCACUAUACGCACAGCAUCACUUGUGACACGUGAGAUGCAAGAACACGAGCAGGACUCGGAGCUGAGGGAGCAGAUGUCAGGAUACAAACGCAUGAGGCGGCAACAUCAGAAGCACCUAAUGGCCCUGGAGAACAAGCUGAAAGGGGAAAUGGAUGAGCACAGGCUGAGGCUGGACAAAGAGCUGGAGAGUCAGAGGAACAACUUCACCCAGGAGAUGGAGAAGCUGCUUAAAAAACACCAAGCGGCCCUGGAAAAAGACCUGAAGACGUUUGCCAACGAUGAGAAGAAGUUCCAGCAGCACAUUCAGGUUCAGCAGAAGAAGGAGCUCAGCAGCUUCUUGGAGUCACAAAAGCGGGAGUAUAAACUACGCAAAGAGCAGCUCAAAGAGGAGCUGAGUGAGAACCAGUCAACUCCCAAGAAAGAGAAGCAGGAGUGGCUCUCCAAGCAGAAAGAGAACAUCCAACACUUCCAGGCUGAGGAGGAGGCUAACCUGCUGAGGAGACAGAGGCAGUAUCUGGAGCUGGAGUGUAGGCGGUUCAAACGCAGGAUCCUCAUCGCCAGACACAAUGUGGAGCAGGACCUGGCCAGAGAGGAGUUGAACAAACGUCAAACGCAGAAGGAUCUGGAGCAUGCGAUGCUGCUGAGGCAUCACGAGUCCAUGCAGGAGCUGGAGUUCAGGCAUCUGGCAACAAUCCAGAAAGCCCGGGCAGAGCUGAUACGCACCCAGCACCAGACAGAGCUCACAAACCAGCUGGAGUACAAUAAGAGGAGGGAGAGGGAGCUGAGGCGCAAGCAUGUCAUGGAGGUCCGGCAGCAGCCCAAAAGCCUCAAGUCUAAGGAGCUUCAGAUUAAGAAGCAGUUUCAGGAGACCUGCAAAACGCAGACUCGGCAGUAUAAGGCCCUCAGGAACCAUCUGCUCGAGACCACACCCAAGUCCGACCACAAGGCUGUCCUAAAGAGGCUGAAGGAGGAGCAGACUAGGAAGCUGGCCAUCCUCGCCGAGCAGUAUGAUCACUCCAUCAAUGAAAUGCUCUCCACACAGGCUCUGCGGUUGGAUGAAGCUCAGGAGGGGGAGUGUCAGGUGCUGAGGAUGCAGCUGCAGCAGGAGCUUGAGCUGCUCAAUGCAUACCAGAGCAAAAUCAAGAUGCAGACAGACGCACAGCACGACAAGGAGAGAAGGGAGCUGGAGCAGAGGGUGUCUCUGCGGCGGGCUCUGCUGGAGCAGAAAAUCGAGGAGGAGAUGCUUUCCCUGCAAAACGAGCGUCUGGAGCGAAUCCGCUCACUGCUGGAGCGCCAGGCCCGAGAGAUCGAGGCUUUUGACUCGGAGUCCAUGCGACUGGGCUUCAGCAACAUGGUGCUCACUAACCUGGCUCCCGAUUCUCAGGGAGGCUGGGGUGGAGGAGGAGGAGGAGGAGGAGGCCAGGGGGCUCAGGGGGGGGCCACUGGCCGGGAGGAGGUGGAGGAGGCAGUCACCAUAGUCAUCACCAGGGGGGCUCCAGCUCACAGCAGUCCUGGGGUCACCCUAUGCUGGCUGGGGGCCCACCACCCUGGAGCCUCCACCACCCUGGUGGGGGCAGUCAGAGGGGUAGCCAAGGAGGUGCGGGAGGGGUGAGGAACAGCCCACAGGCUAUGAGGAGGACGUCAUCAGGGGGGAGGAGUGAACAGGGCAUGAGCAGGAGCGCCAGCAUCACCUCUCAGAUCUCCAAUGGAUCCCACCUGUCAUACACCUAAAAUACA